Molecule: messenger RNA, 1608 nt
Organism: Cladophialophora psammophila CBS 110553
Lineage: Eukaryota; Fungi; Ascomycota; Eurotiomycetes; Chaetothyriales; Herpotrichiellaceae
Exons: 3
Coding region: 1-1608 (535 amino acids)
Molecular function (GO): heme binding; oxidoreductase activity, acting on paired donors, with incorporation or reduction of molecular oxygen; monooxygenase activity
Source: RefSeq, a predicted model, not a curated record
AUGACCUCUUUUUGGGAAACUUCUACCAUUCCUCUCAGCUCGAAGCUGUUGCGGUUUCGCGAAGACGGUGACUUGCUUCGAAUCUUGUCGAGGAUGACACUCGCCUCUUCUAUCAACCUCCAAACCAGCCUAAUAUUGGCUGUAAUCUUUCUUUCAACUGUUGUACUGUACCGUUUGUAUUUCCACCCGUUGGCCAAAUUACCCGGUCCGCCACUUGCUGCUAUCACUGGUCUCUACCGCACCUAUCUCUACUAUCGGGGAGAUUGGCACGACCAAGUUCUAAAAAUCCACCAGAAAUAUGGUCGAGUGGUCAGGAUCGCCCCCAACGAGGUCUCUGCGGUCGAGUUGGCCGCGAUGAAGCAACUGUAUGGUCACGGCAAAAGCGCAAAAAAGACGACAUGGUAUGAUGUGUGGCAUGUUCCCAACGCGUCCGAGGCGUUCUUUGCCGUGCAGGACCAGAAGAAACACGCCAGUCUUCGCAAACGUGUCUCAGCAGCGUACUCGAUGACGGCGAUCCUGCGGGUCGAACAGUACAUUCAAAGUUGCUUGGACCUCUGCUUCGCGAAACUCCAAACUCAGGCAGAAGAAGGAGAGGUGAUCGACCUUUCCAAAUGGGCUAACGCCUUUUCCUUCGAUGUAGUCGGCGAACUCGCUUUCGGUCAAAAGCUUGGACAUCUAGAAGCGAAUGGCGAAGAUGUUGACAAUCUACGAGAGUCCAUCCGGAUCGGCUUUAUGUUUGGUGCCGUCAUGGGCAACAUCCCUGGCAAGACGAAAUGGGUCAUGAACCCUGUUUUCAGCGCUGCCGUAGAGCUAUUCGGCGGCACCAACGGCCUGGAAAAAUUGAAAUCUUUCAGUCAUGCCAAGAUUGCUGCUCGAAAAGAAGCGAGGGACGGAGCCAAUCGUGAAGACUUGCUUUCCCACUUCCUCAAGAUGAAGAAAGUUGAUGGUCCAGAACCUGCUAGUUUUGGAGAAGUCCUCAUUGAAGCCAUGAACAUUGUCGGCGCCGGAGCAGAUACUACCUCAAUCGGGAUCCGAACUUGUCUCUACUACAUCUGUACCCACCCGCAAGUCUACAAGCAACUGCAGGAGGAGGUGGAUAGCUUCUAUGAAGCGAACAACUUGGAUUCACCAAUCACCUAUACUCAGACGCAGCAACUGACUUACCUGAGAGCCGUGGUCACCGAGGCAUUGCGUUUGCUCCCGUCUAUUGUCUGGCCGCUGCUUCGGUAUUCACCGGGCUUGACGAUCGACGGACGGUACAUUCCAGAGGGUGUCGAGAUCGGGAUCAGUCCAAUUGCCCAGAACAGAGACACUGCUGUGUUUGGUGACGACGCUAGUGAGUUCAGACCCGAGAGGUGGCUGGAAAGCGCCGAACGGACAUCAUUCAUGGAGAGCGGCAACAUGACAUUCGGAGGCAAUGGACCCAGGACCUGCAUUGGUCGCAAUCUCGCCCUGGUGGAAGUCCACAAAUUCGUGGCCCAAAUGCUUCGCAACUUUGACAUUGAGCUCGCCAACAAGAAGACGCCCUGGCGGAUCAGCAGUUAUUGGUUUUGCAACCAGCUGGACAUGAAAGUGUUGAUCAAACCUCGUGCGUGCAGUAAGAUCUGA